Messenger RNA from Hyalella azteca, 1134 nucleotides. RefSeq lists its product as uncharacterized. Bases 35 to 658 code for a protein of 207 amino acids. NCBI's taxonomy places the organism in Eukaryota, Metazoa, Arthropoda, Malacostraca, Amphipoda, Hyalellidae. The record is from RefSeq and is a predicted model, not a curated record. The transcript is spliced from 2 exons.
AGUUGUUGUGGUUCCGCAGCAGAAACAUCAAGCAAUGCAGUUCUCGGUGUGCCUAAUGCUUACGUUGGUUGCGGCAGCGGCGGCUGCUCCUGCGUAUCCAAAAAAAUAUGAUCCACUCGUCCACGGUCCUAAACGUACGCCGAUCCACAAGGAAUUGAAGGGAAAGUUCCAGGAACCCCUGAAGACGCCUGAAGUAAAUUCCUACGAUGGAUUUGAAGGAGCCUUCGAGGUUCCUCUUCAGCCACCUGCAGAGUACCCAUACCUUCGUGCUGAUGGCCAAGCUCACGGGGACAUUUCUCCUCCUCCUUCCAGCGACGACACAUCCUCAACCACGAGCAGUUACCUCGUGUACGACAAGGAGGAAGAGAUGCUACCUUUUGUUCCACCUCCGGUCUCCAGCUAUGCCAUCAUCCCUGCGUCUAAUGACGGUGCGGAUGCCAUGUCAUUCCUUAGGUUCUUGGUCAGGGCGCUGCCCAAAGAUUCUUCGUACAGCAAGUACAGCGCUGAUCCCGAACCUGAAGAUCUGAACCCUCCAGACCAGCACCCUGAGUCGUCAUACUUGGCAUACGGCGAUGCGACCAAAGCUGACACAAUUAUGGCUCCCAGCACUGAACACAAGAAAGAGAAAACAGUUUCGUCUUAUUCCUCUUAUGAAUAGAAAUCAAUAAAGCUUGACAUGCACAUAUUUCUCGGUAAUUAGCAUCAAAAACCAAAGUUAAGUUCAAGUUUAUGUGUAAAUAAUUAAGAGAACCAAGAAUAGUGACAAGAGAUACUAAGUAUAACUAAUGUAAGAAAAUUUUUGCUGACAAAGCUAAAUUAUCUGCUUUCUAAAGUGCACAUCGUCAUUUGUAAUUAAUUCAAGUAGGUACACUGUAACUGUCAAUUCUGCAGGAUAAUGCAAAUUCGAUCACAAAUAUUGAGUUUCAAGUUUUUGAGCUCUGUAACGAAGAAUCAUAAUAUAGUAGGUGUUGAGAAUUUGGUUUCUAUAUUAAAUUUUCACAGUCGUAAGUUGUAAAUAUGUCAAUUUUUAUAAUGCAACAUUUCCUUUUUCUCCUUACUACACACAAUGAUUUUCUAUAAGAGAAAAUCUUAAAUUAACAGCUUUAACAAAUUAUAAUAUUUUCUCAAUAUUUU